AUGGGACCCCAAGCCAGGGCAGUCUGCUCCCUGCUCUUCCUGAUGCAGGUUCUGGGUGAGCCGGCCGAGAGCUCGGAAUUCCACCUGGCUGGGGAUUACCUCCUGGGUGGCCUCUUCACCCUCCACGCCAAUGUGAAGGGCAUCGUUCACCUCGACUUCCUGCAGGUGCCCAAGUGCAAGGAGUAUGAGACGAAGGUGCUGGGCUACAACCUCAUGCAGGCCAUGCGCUUUGCGGUGGAGGAGAUCAACAACCACAGCAGCCUGCUGCCCGGCGUGCUGCUGGGCUACGAGCUGGUGGACAUCUGCUACAUCUCCAACAAUGUCCAGCCUGUGCUCUACUUCCUGGCCCAGGAGGAUGAUUUCCUGCCCAUCCAGGAGGACUACAGUCACUACAGGCCCCGCGUGGUGGCUGUCAUUGGCCCUGACAGCUCUGAGUCCGCCAUGACUGUGGCCAACUUCCUCUCCCUUUUUCUCCUUCCACAGAUCACCUACGCCGCUAUCACCGACGAGCUGCGCGACAAGCUGCGCUUCCCCGCAGUGCUGCGCACCGUGUCAGGCGCCAGUCACCAGAUCGAGGCCAUGGUGCAGCUGAUGCUGCAUUUUCACUGGAACUGGAUCAUCGUGCUGGUGAGCAGCGACAACUACGGCCGCGACAACAGCCAGAUACUCAACGAGCGCCUGGCCGGCAGCGACAUCUGCAUCGCCUUCCAAGAAGCGCUGCCCACACCGCAGCCCAACCAGGUGGUGACGCCCCAGGAGCGCGAGCACUUGGAGACCAUCGUGGACAAGCUGCAGCAGAGCUCCGCCCGUGUGGUGGUGCUCUUCUCCCCAGACCUGGCCCUGCACAACUUCUUCGGCGAGGUGCUGCGCCGGAACUUCUCCGGCGUCGUGUGGAUCGCCUCCGAGUCCUGGGCCAUCGACCCAGUCCUGCACAACCUCACCGAGCUGCGCCGCACGGGCACCUUCCUGGGCAUCACCACCCAGAGCGUGCUCAUCCCUGGCUUCGAUGAGUUCCGCCUGCGCCGCGCCCAGGCCGGAAAGCCUGCGUCCAACACGACCGGAGUGAAGGCCACCUGCAACCAGGAGUGUGACACCUGCCUGGACACCACCAUGUCUUUCAACACCCUCCUCACGUUCCCGGGCGAGUUCAUGGUGUACAAUGUGUACUCGGCUGUCUACGCCGUCGCCCACGCACUGCACAGCCUCCUGGGCUGCAGCCGGACCAACUGCUCCAAGGAGGUGGUCUAUCCCUGGCAGCUACUUCAGGAGCUCAAGAAGGUUAACUUCACCCUCCUGGGCCACCAAAUCUUCUUCGACCAGGAAGGGGACCUGCCUAUGCCCAUAGAGGUCAUCCAGUGGCAAUGGAACGAGAGCCGGAGCCCAUUCCAGAGCAUCGCCUUCUACCACCCCACGGAGCGGCUGCUGAAGGACGUGGACAAAGUCUCCUGGCACACCCCCGAUGACUCGAUCCCCGUGUCCAUGUGUUCCAAGGACUGUCAGGCUGGGCAAAAGAAGAAGGCCGUGGGCAUCCACACCUGCUGCUUUGAGUGUCUUGACUGCCCCGCUGGCACCUUCCUCAAUAAAACUGCAGAUGAAUUUGACUGCCAGCCCUGCCCAAGUAACCAGUGGUCCCACAAGAAACACACCUCCUGCUUCAAGCGGCAACUAACCUUCCUCCAAUGGCAUGAGGCAUCCACCAUUAUUGUGACCAUGAUGGCUGCCUUGGGCUUCCUCUGCACUCUGGCCAUCCUCAUAAUCUUCUGGAAGCACUUCCAGACGCCCGUGGUUCGUUCAGCUGGGGGCCCCAUGUGCUUCCUGAUGCUGAUACCACUGCUGGUGACAUACACGUUGGUCCCCGUGUACAUCGGGCCGCCCACAGUCAUCACGUGCCUCUGCCGCCAGGUCCUGUUCACGCUCUGCUUCACCAUCUGCAUCUCCUGCAUCACUGUGCGCUCUUUCCAGAUCGUCUGCAUCUUCAAGAUGGCAAGCCGCCUCCCACGUGCCUACGGCUACUGGGUGCGCUACCAUGGGCCCUACCUCUUUGUGGCGUUCAUCACGAUGCUCAAGGUAGUCAUUGUGGCCGUCAGCCUGCUGAUCACAAACAUCAGCCCCACCGCCCGUGCCGACCCCGAUGACCCCAAGAUCAUGUUCAUAUCCUGCAAUCCCAACUACCGCAAGGGGCUGCUGUUCAACACCAGCCUGGAUCUGGUCCUCUCCGUGGUGAGCUUCAGCUUUGCCUACAUGGGCAAAGAGCUUCCCACCAACUACAACGAGGCCAAGUUCAUCACCUUCUGCAUGAUCUUCUACUUCGCCUCCUACGUCUCCCUCUGCACCUUCAUGUCUGUCUAUGAGGGGGUCCUGGUCACCAUCCUGGACCUCUUGGUCACUGUGCUCAACCUCCUGGGUAUCAGCCUAGGCUACUUUGGCCCCAAGUGCUACAUGAUCCUCUUCUACCCAGAGCGCAAUACGGCAGCCUAUUUUAAUAGCAUGAUACAGGGCUAUACUGUGGGGAGGGACUAG
Molecule: messenger RNA, 2520 nt
Organism: Pteropus alecto (black flying fox)
Lineage: Eukaryota; Metazoa; Chordata; Mammalia; Chiroptera; Pteropodidae
Gene: TAS1R2
Product: taste 1 receptor member 2
Exons: 6
Coding region: 1-2520 (839 amino acids)
Biological process (GO): sensory perception of sweet taste; G protein-coupled receptor signaling pathway
Cellular component (GO): sweet taste receptor complex; membrane
Molecular function (GO): G protein-coupled receptor activity; sweet taste receptor activity
Source: RefSeq, a predicted model, not a curated record